Molecule: messenger RNA, 899 nt
Organism: Chara braunii
Lineage: Eukaryota; Viridiplantae; Streptophyta; Charophyceae; Charales; Characeae
Source: the annotation of a GenBank genome assembly
GGUCGUGGGGGAAUGAACUGCUGAGUGGGCCCUUUCGUCCUAUCGUUUCUUAUAGCAGGAGGUUUGAAGUCGGAAGUGGCUGAUCAAAAUGCAAGAGGUGAUGGCGGACGGUGGGAGGAGACUCGUGACACUUGACAACGUCAUCGAUGCUUUGGACAAGCGCGAGAGGGCGCCAAGCAAUGAUCCAAAGGUUGAGACAUUCCACUUCAAGGGGGAUCGAGUAUCUGACUGGUUGGACCUGAUAGAGCAGGCGCUGGUAGGACUGUCAGAUGAAGUCAAGCUCCAGCGGGUCCUAAGGUAUAUCUUGCAUAGUCACCAUCGGGAAGUAAGUAAGGUCAUGGACGCCGCCAAUGGCAGUUGGACAAAGUUUGGGGACCUGAAGCGGAGGAAGUACAGACUGGGGGAUGGCCUGUUGACCAUGACCAACUUGGAGCCCAUGAAUAAGGAAGAUUUCUCUACCAUUGGGGCGUUUGUGCACGAAUUUAAGAAAAAGGCGAGGAAAGUGCACGGGAUUUCAGAGGAGGCGCAGUGCGCCACAUUCCUGGGAUUGCUUACGAGCUCGGAGGCCGCAGAAUUGACAAAGCAUGGGGAAGGGAGUGAGAAGCUCACCUGGGCAACUAUAGACAAAGGAGUGGAAGAAGGGAGCCUGGACCAGGUGGAGCAACACCAGAUGCGACUGCAAAGGCGUAAGAGGAAGGAAAGGGAUGCUACCGCAUCCGGGACCCCAGGGGUGAAGAGAAUCGUCACGGAUGUGUUAGCGGCACUGGGGUAUGACAGCGAAGCGGAAAUACAGAAAAGGGGGGUGGCGAUGGCCUAAGGCCGGGCGUCUGGAGCAGUGGAUGAGGAGGCCGGGCGCGAGGACUACGGAGGAGGGGAGACGGGCUCCCAAGCCCUGACUA